AUGCCUGAAAUCGGUUCAUGUACUGAUAUAACAUGUGAUGAUGGAAUCAAAGCAUUAUAUGAAUGUCAUUGUUGUUUACGUCUUGUUUGUUUACAUCAUUUGAUUCAACAUGUUGAAAUAACAAAACAAAAUAAACAACGAUUAGAUAAUCUUCGUAAUGAAUUAAAUACAGUUAUAACUACAUUUAAAGAAAUUGUUGAAGAAAAACUAUUAAUUAUUGCACGCGAUCAAAACUUGAUUGAACAAGCAAAAAAACUUCUUGAUAUACCUAAUAGUUCAAUUGAUGAACUACAAAAUAUUUUCGAAAAAAUCAAUCAAACAAUAACAUUAAAUCUUUCAGAUGAUAGAUAUUCAAUGCAUAUCAAUCAUGAUGUCAUUGACACUAAUUUAUUUAAAAAUAUUUUUGAUGAAUGUCCAUUAACAUUUGAUGGAGCAUAUGGUCUUACUCAAGCAAAUCAUUCUAUUGAACUUUGUGAGCAUGGAAACAAUCGUCGAAUUGGCUUAUAUUAUCAUUUCAUUUAUAAACAUCAAUUAAAAAAAUUUUAUGCUCAACAUUUAGUAAGAGCUGUUGUCAAUAAUCGAGAUCCUGGGACUACAAAAUUAUUUGAUGAAAAUGAAGAUGUAAUUGACCAUUUUUAUAAAGUGUCAUGUCCCUUUUUUAAUGGACGAAUUAAUUCAACACAAUAUAGUCGACAAAAUGUAGAAAACGUACCAUGUCAACGUCGUUCACUUCCACUUCGUGCAUUGAAAAAGCAUUUACAACUUUACCAUAAGAUUUCUAAACCGUUGGCACAAAAAUUAGUUGACGAUUUCAAAGCAAAUUUGAACAAAAGAUGA
Rotaria sp. Silwood1 is the source of this 837-nucleotide messenger RNA. The record is from the annotation of a GenBank genome assembly. NCBI's taxonomy places the organism in Eukaryota, Metazoa, Rotifera, Eurotatoria, Philodinida, Philodinidae.